Trichomycterus rosablanca is the source of this 727-nucleotide messenger RNA. RefSeq lists its product as uncharacterized. NCBI's taxonomy places the organism in Eukaryota, Metazoa, Chordata, Actinopteri, Siluriformes, Trichomycteridae. Gene Ontology annotation, biological process: response to bacterium. The transcript is spliced from 4 exons. The coding region runs from base 80 to 727 and encodes 215 amino acids. The record is from RefSeq and is a predicted model, not a curated record.
GCCGCCUCUCGUCCUUCAUCUGCUCCUCGAGCUCCUCGUCUCUUCUCUCAGCACCAGAGUCCCAUCAGCCGCCUCCGAGAUGCUGCCGGCUCUCUGCUCUCUCCUCGCCGCUCUCUCAUGUGUCAGCGGUGUGACCGUGGUGACCCAGAAGCCUCCUGUUCUCACGGUGAAGAAAGGAGAAAAGAUCACCAUGUACUGUAACCUGGGAACUGUUACUGACAGUAGUGCACGAUGGUACAAGCAGGUUCCAGGAGAAGCUCCUCACUCGUCCCCGCCGCCUCUCCUCCUCCAUCUUCUCCUCGAGCUCCUCGUCUCUUCUCUCAGCACCAGAGUCCUAUCAGCCGCCUUCGAGAUGCUGCCGGCUCUCUGCUCUCUUCUCGCCGCUCUCUCAUGUGUCAGCGGUGUGAUCGUGGUGACCCAGAAUCCUCCUGUUCUUCAGGUGAAGGGAGGAGAAAAGAUCACCAUGCACUGUAACCUGGGAACUGUUACUAAUGAUGCUCGAUGGUACAAGCAGGUUUCAGGAGAAGCUCCUCAGUUUAUGUUAAAUAAUUAUCAUGCCUGGGGCUCUCCUAGGUAUAGAUCUGGUUUCUCUGCUCCUAAGUUCACAUCCACAUACUCGUCCAAGUCUGAUUACACUCUAAUAAUCAAUAACGUGGAGGUCAGUGACUCUGCAGUGUAUUACUGUACUACAAGGGACAGCUCUGCUAAUGAACACGUAUCACAGUGA